Messenger RNA from Myripristis murdjan (pinecone soldierfish), 1002 nucleotides. RefSeq names its product polymerase (RNA) III (DNA directed) polypeptide G (gene polr3g). Gene Ontology annotation, biological process: transcription by RNA polymerase III. Gene Ontology annotation, cellular component: RNA polymerase III complex. Lineage: Eukaryota; Metazoa; Chordata; Actinopteri; Holocentriformes; Holocentridae. The record is from RefSeq and is a predicted model, not a curated record. The coding region runs from base 140 to 781 and encodes 213 amino acids. The transcript is spliced from 8 exons.
CGUGGCGAUUUAAAAGCCGCAUGAGGGCCCCAUACAGAGUAGUAGUGUGAGCAAAGGUUUCCACGCCGGGUGUUGAUGAACUGUUCUCCAGAUACAACUUCUAAUCAGACUAAGUGAUCUGUAGGAGAGACUUGCAUCCAUGGCAGGCAAAGGCCGUGGUAUAGCUGCCUUUACCUUUAACAUCGAGGCCCUGGGCAUCGGCAGGGGCUGCAUGCCAGAAGCCAGGGUGGGGCCCAACCCACUCUUUCCAAACACAGAGUUCAAGCCUGUGCCGCUGAAAGCUGGCGAGGAUGAGGACUACAUGCUGGCUUUGAAACAGGAGCUGAGGGCAACGAUGCAGCGGCUGCCACACAACAUCAAGCCUCUGUGUGUGAAGGCAGAGGUGGAGAGAUACAAGGAGAGAUACCUGAAGCAAGGCCACGUGGAUGAUGAGGAAUGGACUCCGGACUGGAACCUCUUUCCGAAAGAACUGAUGCCCCGCCAGAAAAAGCCUCGUGCUAAAACAGGCACAAAGAAGAAAACUGUGAGGAAACCAAACAAAGAUGCAGAGAAGAUGCUGAAUAAACUGGAAGAACUGGAAAAGAAAGAUGUCGAACAAUCAGAUGACGAGAAGGAAAAGGAGAAAAAGGCGGGUGAGGAUGAAGAGGAAGAAAUUGAAGAGGAGGAAUAUGAUGAAGAGGAUAUUGAAGAGGAAAAUGACUACAUAGACAGCUAUUUUGACAAUGGUGAAGAUUUUGCUGCAGGGAGUGAUGACAAUAUGGAUGGUGAAGCAACGUACUGAGACCACUGUGCAACUGUUACCUCAACUAUGCAAACUGUCAAGCAAAUGUGCACUGUUAACUUACACGUGUUUUGUUUUUGUUUGUUUUUUUACUGGUAAUAUAUUGUUGAUAAGCUGAAAUUGCCAUUUAGCAAAGUGGUAGCACUUGUUUGAUGUUUUGUUUCAGAAGUGUGAUCAUGAGACAAUUAAUGUAAUUAAAAAAUGUCAAACGUGAGCAGGCC